AAUUUUAAUAUCAGCUGCUUACAGUCAGUUUGUAAUUAUUUAAAAAAUUGCUAAGCAUAUCAUGAUAUCCAAGAUAUCUCAGAAAAGCAUAUUGGGGCAUAAUUUAUCAUGAUAUCGAUAUUAAAUCUUCAUAUAGUCCAGAUCUAGCAACUAUAUUUGCAGUGAGCUUCCAGUUCAGGUUUUUACCACCUCAAAGUUAAUAUCAGCACAUCCUGACAUGUUUUAUUCCUCUUAUACCACUUAAUUCCUCUUAUUCCUCUUAUAUGAAAUGAAUGAAUGAAAUGAAAGAAAUGAAAGAUUGAAUUGUCUGCUUAUAGUUAUAUUUAAUGCUGUGGAAUGUCAGCAAAACAAGCUAGUCCCAGUUAUCACUUACGUAUGACAGCUAUAAACAGACGUUUCCUAACCAGCCUUUUUUUUUUCUUUCUUUUAAAGUUAAUAAGACAAAACAUUGCAGCUUGUCAUGUUAUUGAGAAACUGCGAAGCGCAAAAUCCUCUGUCCUGAAAACAAUCCCAUGCUGGAAAUCUUAGUUUCAGCUUUAAUGCUGACUGUUGCAAGGUGCUGACACUGGAGACUCCUUCAAAAGUAAUAAAUAAAUGUCUCCUCACAGAAAACCUCAUAUCAACAAUUACACACAUUUUUUAAAAAUCUGUUUAUGUGGAGCAUCCACCCUGUGUAUGCUGUUACUAUAGAAACAAGAACAAGAUAUAAGAAUGAGCACAUUAAUAUGAACCUGUGAUUUGCCUUGCAGUCAGAAAUAUUGUCAGUUAUAGAAAAUUCAUUAACACAUUUUGACCAAUCAGAACUGAGAAUUCAGCAGUGCUGUGGUAUAAAUAAGCUUAUCAGAUUGUCUGUUGGCUGUUGUGGGGUCAGUUUUAUGAAACAAAAUCAGCCAUGAUAUAUUUUUUUUUGCCGACAAAAUGUUUUCAUAUCAUUAUCUUUUAAUACGAAGUUAUGAGAACGUCUUCACUUCAACCUGCUUUCAAGACUCUUCCAUGAUGUUUUCUCUUCCAUCUCGUGUCUUGGGAUAUAGUUCUCCUUUCCUGCUGUUGCUACAGCAACAGCAGUCAGUCUUAUCAUGUGACCUUGCUGAGACGGAGAAACCACUGCCGAGGUUAAUGACGUCAUUGUUGUCUGACAGAGAAGUGUGUGUGGUAAUAUGAUUUACGGCACAGUAAGGCCUCUCCAGUCUGGUAUCGGGAGAGCAGGCCUGAGGAUCUUCCUCCUGAUAGGGAACAAAGGAAUGAGACCAAGGACAAAAGAACCGGAGCUUAAACAUCAAAACUGCAAACAUGGAUAUAAUAGUGGAUAUAAUAUAAUCUUCUCACUUCAAACAAAAUGACGAGAUCCUCUAGAGAGAAGAGUCAUUGAGGACUUUGGAGCAUCUAGCACUCUGAUGAUGAAGAUGUCUGAAGUGGAGAGUUGAACCAGACUCCUACUAAGCAGGUCUGGAGAAAUCCCGUAGUCCCCUGUGUGGGGUGAGGGACCAUGGGAGAUGGAGGUGUCGGUGCAGCAGGAGAGGGGAUCAAUCAGUCACACGUUCUCUUUGACCGCUUCGUUCAGGCCUCCACCUGUAAGGGGACCCUUAAAGCUUUUCAGGAGCUGUGUGACUUCCUUGAGCUCAAGCCCAGUGAGUAUCGAGUCUUCUACCACAAGCUCAAGUCCAAGCUCAACUACUGGAAGGCGAAAGCACUCUGGGCCAAGCUAGACAAACGUGCCAGCCACAAGGAGUACAAGAAAGGCAGAGCUUGUGCUAACUCUAAGUGUCUGAUCAUCGGAGCAGGACCAUGUGGCCUGCGCACGGCUAUAGAACUUGGCUUUCUGGGAGCCAAGGUGGUCCUGUUGGAGAAGAGAGAUGCUUUCUCCCGCAACAAUGUCCUCCACCUGUGGCCUUUCACCAUUCAGGAUCUGCGGGGUCUCGGCGCAAAAAAGUUCUACGGAAAAUUCUGUGCCGGCUCCAUAGACCAUAUCAGUAUUCGUCAGCUGCAAUUGAUGUUGCUGAAAAUGGCUCUGCUCUUAGGUAUCGAGAUCCAUGUCAAUGUGGAGUUCAAAGGCCUCAUCGAACCCCCAGAAGACCAAGAGAAUGAGAGGAUUGGCUGGAGAGCUGAAGUCCAUCCUAAAACCCACCCUGUUAGCGAGCUGGAGUUUGAUGUCAUCAUUGGGGCAGAUGGGAGGAGAAACACGUUGUCAGGGUUCAGAAGGAAAGAGUUCAGGGGCAAGCUGGCCAUCGCCAUCACGGCCAACUUUAUUAACCGCAACACUACAGCUGAGGCCAAAGUGGAGGAGAUCAGCGGGGUGGCCUUCAUCUUCAACCAGAAGUUCUUUCAGGAUCUAAGGGAAGCCACUGGGAUUGAUCUGGAAAACAUUGUCUACUAUAAGGAUGACACGCACUACUUUGUGAUGACUGCCAAGAAGCAGAGUCUGCUGGAGAAGGGCGUCAUUCUGCACGAUUAUGUGGACACAGAGAUGCUUCUAUCCAGGUCUAAUGUGGACCAAGCUGCUUUGCUGUCCUACGCCAGAGAGGCAGCUGACUUCUCCACCAAUCACCAGCUGCCCAAGCUGGACUUCGCCAUCAACCAUUACGGGCAGCCUGAUGUGGCCAUGUUUGACUUCACGUGCAUGUACGCCUCGGAAAAUGCCGCGCUGGUGCGCCAACGCAACGGCCACCAGCUGCUCGUAGCUAUAGUUGGAGACAGCCUUCUGGAGCCAUUCUGGCCAAUGGGGACAGGCAUUGCACGAGGCUUCCUGGCGGCCAUGGACUCGGCGUGGAUGGUGAGAAGCUGGGCACAGGGCGCGUCUCCUCUCGAGGUGUUGGCGGAGAGGGAGAGUAUAUAUCGUCUGCUCCCACAAACCACUCCAGAGAACGUGAGUAAGAACUACAGUCAGUACACAUUGGAUCCCACAACACGCUACCCCAACAUCAGUCUGCACCUGCUCCGGCCCAAUCAGGUACGGCAUCUCCUAGACACUGGGGAAACCAGGGAAAUUCGCAUCGACAUGGAGAACGUGGUCAACUCUUCGACUCCCAAACUCACGAGGAAUGAACUUCUGCUUGAGAAGCAGUUCCAAGAGUCUGUAGCGCGCUCCAGCAAGCUGCUAAACUGGUGUCAGAGGCAGACGGAUGGCUAUAGAGGGGUCAGUGUGUCUGAUCUCACCAUGUCAUGGAAGAGUGGCUUGGCUUUGUGUGCCCUUAUCUAUCGCUACAGGCCAGACCUCAUUGAUUUUGACUCGCUGGACGAGAAGGACGUGGAGAAGAAUAACCAGUUGGCUUUUGACAUUGCUGAGAAGGAGUUCGGGAUUUCGCCCAUUAUGACUGGGAAGGAGAUGUCUAUUGUAGUGGAGCCUGACAAGCUCUCCAUGGUCAUGUACCUCAGCCAGUUCUAUGAGAUGUUCAAGGACACAGUGCCCCCUGGUGAAAACCACAACCUGAGUCCAGAGGAAAAGGCUGCGCUGAUCGCCAGCACUAAGUCUCCCAUCUCCUUCCUCAGCAAACUUGGUCAAAGCAUCAACAUCUCGAGGAAACGCAACCCCAAGCAGGAUAAGAAGGAGAAGGAGCUUGACGGAUUGGGGAAGAGGAGAAAGACGAGUCAGACCGGCCAGUCUGAAGAUGAGGAGCCUCAGCGGCCAGUGCGUGAUGAGCGAACUUUUGUAGCCACGGCUCUAACGGAGCGUAGGGUCGACCCCACUGCAGCGGCUAACAACAACAAGGUGAAGUCCAUGGCCACUCAGCUGCUAGCCAAGUUUGAGGAGAAUGCACCGGUACAGUCUACUGGACUCAAAAGACAGAUUGACUCUAUGCCUGAUCUGGGGCUUGCGCUGUCUCCCUCCCUGCCAUCCACCUCUCUGAAAGAGCCAGUGCAGCUGGCACCACUUCCCGCAUGGAGAAAGGCUAGCAGAAGCAGCGAUGGCCUGCGGAGCUGCCCUAAGAAAACCAUUCUGCUCUAUCCUCCUCCUCCAUCAUCUUCCUCUCCAUCGCUCUCUUCACAUACACAGAAGAAUGUUCUCAAACUGGUGAUAGAUGAACAUGACAGUGAUGACGAUGACAACCAGGAUCAUCUGACAUUCUCUUACAGGGAAAGUGAGUUCAGAUCUGUGGAGCCCGUCCAUGUCGUUAACAUUCAGGAGAGAGCUGAAGCGCUAGCCGCUAAGUUUACAGGGCAGUCCAGCAAGCCUGAAAAACCCCAGCCGAUGAAAAAGCCAUCACGCUUCUUUCUUCAGCAGUGGCUUUUGAGCCAUGGGUUACACCCAGGACAGCCGUCCUGCUCCCCUGAUCCUCAGCAGGAGGAGACACAGAGUUUGCGAUUGCACUCUGAUGAUCAAGUGCCUAUACACAUCCCUAGCAUCCAGGAGCGAGCCGAGAGGUUAGCCUCUCUGUUCAAAGACAAGCCUGCUAGACCCAAGCCUAAGAAAAAGCCCUCGCGCUUUCUUAUCGAGCAGUGGCACAGAAAGCGGGAGAUGUCCACUGAUCCUCAGCUCACUUCACUCUCCUUGAACCGACAGCAUUAUGUAAAGAUGUAUACAGGUGGCGUGAGCUUGUUGGCUGAGCAAAUAGCCAAUCAGCUUCAGCCUCAGGAGGACUGCCGGAGCCGUCCCGAUAAGAGGGAAUUGGGUUCCUUGCGGAAGGAGUUUCCACAAAACAUUGGAGGCAGCGAUGUGUGUUUCUUCUGCCGGAAGCGUGUGUAUGUGAUGGAGCGACUGAGUGCGGAGGGCAAGUUCUUUCACCGCAGCUGCUUUAAGUGUGACUAUUGCGGCACCACGCUGAGACUGUCGUCCUACGCCUUUGACGUGGAGGAUGGGAAGUUUUACUGUAAGCCGCAUUACUGUUACCGGUUGUCUGGGCAGGCUCAGAGGAAAAGGCCUGCUCCUCCUGCUGCUCCUCUCCAGCCGAAGGAAUCCCAGGCACCAGUGAUACCUGCAGCCAGCUUGGAUGCCCCUGGGGCUCCAUGUCCGGUGGAGCGUGGGCCCUCAGCUCCCGAGGUGAAUGGUCUGGCUGAGCCCAGUGUGGCAAAACGUCUGAAAGGAACUCCUGAGCGCAUUGAGCUGGAGAACUACCGGCUGUCCAUGCAGAGAGAGGAGGAGCUAGAGGAGGUGCCAGAGGAGACGCUGGCCGAGCACAACCUCAGCAGCGUGCUGGAUAAAGGCACGGACGUGGACGAGGGCUCCAGUAGCUCGGAGUCUGACAUGGAGGAAGAGGGUGAGGAGCUGGAGCCACCAGCCAACUCUGACCUGGGUGGAGUGCCAUGGAAGGAGGCCGUGGAGCUCCACGCCAAACUGAAGGCUGGCAGCGAAGCUGGGGCAAGCAGGAAGGAGGGAGACUUGGAGGAAGAGGAGGAAGAAGAGGAGGGAGAUGAGGAAGAGGAUGAGGAGGAGGAGGAGGAUGAGGAAGAAGAAGAGGAGGAUGAAGAAGAAGAAGAAUCAAGUGAUGAGGGGGAGUAUUACCCUUGGGAAAGGGAGCUCCAGUCAGGUCUAUGGCUGGAGAACCUGAAAGAUGAAGAGGAUACAGGUACCUUUAAAGCCAGGAACCUGCGAAUUCAACAAACCUUGGAGCCAGUGGACCCUGUGCUCCCCCAGACGGAGGGGGAAAAGGAGGAGUGCUCAGAUUCGGGCUCUCUUCCUUCACUCCUCACGCAGAACACCCAGCCUGUCUCCUGCACAGUCCCCUCCCACAAAUCAUUGCGGCACGAGGCUGUCAGGGCCUGGCUGGACUCCAUGUCUGGAGAGCCCUGUGUAGAAGAUGAAGAAGAGCCUGAGGCUGAAGCAGGAAGCCCAGACAUUGAGCCUGGCACUGAGCUGGAUGAAGAGGACAUCCCUUCAGAUGCAGAAGCUGAAGCUCGCUCGCAGCUUGUUGAGGAUCCUGAGCCUCUUCCAGUAGACACUGGGAAGCCAGCGAGCCUAGAGCAAGUUUCCAGAAUUGAGCAUACAGAACGGGUGUCUGUUAGUCCAAAGGAAAUCAUUGUAGACGUUAUUCUCACUCCAAUCCCAAAGCCAAGUACACCUACAGAGGAGAUCAAAGAAAAGUUGACUCCAGUGCUGAUUAAAUCUCCAGGCACACGCUUUUUUCCUGAGCCCUUUUUGCCUGAUUAUACCAAAACAGAGGUCCCACCAUCACCUGAGGUUAAGACACCAAAUACUCCUGUCGCGGUGGCAUCUCCUAUCCGCUUCCAGCCAGCGCCCCUACCAGAUACGGUCACCCCCAAAUCUCCUGUCCAGGUUGAGUCUUGUGCCUGCUCACCUUCAGCCAACCCCUUAUCCCCAAUUUGUGCUCAGCCCCUACCAUGCCAGGAGCCCUCCUCACCCCUCUCUUCAGGCUCUCCUGUGAGGACUCAACCAGUUCCUGCUGUAACUUCCACUCCUCUGACAAAACCUGCCUCAGAGAGGACUACCACAGAAUCUCUGAAUGCAAAGGAUUCGACAGUGGAGACGCCAGUCAAGAAGACUGACAUCAUUGAAGAGUUCUGGCUGAAGAGUGCUGAGAUUAGGAGGAGCUUAGGGCUCAUCCCACUGGACAGGAGCAAAGCUGUAGAGAAGAGCAUUAUUAAAACCCCUACCGCAGAUCCUGUAUUGUCUAAACCCCCGAUCUCAGAGGACAUAUCGGAGAAGCCAGCAUUCACAGGCCGCACAGUCAUCCACAGACUCAAUAUUACUGUUGAGGGUCAGGUAAUCUCUCCUGUAGAACCCAAGAGUAGUAGCUCAGAGAGGAAGGAUCUGAGCAGUAGCUCUGGUCUGGGCUUGAACGAUAGCAACACAACUAGUCAGACGCCUACCUGUGAUAGCAUUAACAACUCUGACUCAACCAUGCUUACACCUCCUUCCAGUCCUCCACCACCUCCACCAAAUGAGGAGCCAGCAACUCUCACAAAGAAGAAGCCUCAAGUGUCUUGGGAGAAGCUAUCUACUCCCAGUAAGGAACCUGAAGUGGAGAAAGCACCCACUAAAGUGAAAACUCCUACCAGUCCAAAUCAGGACACAUUUGUGACUGUUCCAGUAGCUGCUCCCAGAACUAACCCCCCAGUGGUGAUGAGGAUAAAGGAGCCCAAUAAACCACGCCGAGAAGAAGUGAGGAAGUCCUUUGCAGAGUGCGUAGACGAGAUUCCAUUUGCUGAUGAUGUGGAGGACACGUAUGAUGAUCGUACCCCUGACACAAGCAUGCAGGAUAGGUUUUACACCCCACCCACCAGCAGAGUGAACAGGGACAAGCCUUCCCUCCACCUCGCUUUGGCUAUGGAGAAUGGAAAACCCAACAUCCAUGGAGGUCUCGUGUCCAGAUCAGUGAAGGGUCCCCAGCACUUUUCUCCUGAAGCCAAGGAGAUUGCUGAAGAGCGGAUGAGGGAGAGGGAGAAAUCUGUGAAAAGUCAAGCUCUUAAGGAUGCCAUGGCCAAGCAGAUUAAUAAAAUGAAAGAGGCUGAGUCAAAUAAGGGCGCUGUGGCCAAAGUGGCUUGGAACGUUUCGGACGUAGCUGUUAAACACAAGCAGCGCUCAAGUUCUCCAAAGUCUUCAGCUGUGAAAGCCUUGGAGAGCAAAAAACAAGCAGAGGGGCUUCCUGACCGUUUCUUUACCUCACCUUUAAAUAAGAGUGUGGACAGUUCUGUCACCUCAUCUGAGAGUUCCACAGGAGGCAAGAGUAAAAAACGUAGCUCCCUUUUCUCUCCGCGUAAGAACAAGAAAGAGAAGAAGGCAAAAAAUGAAAGCAGACACUCUGGUACAGAAGAGACCCCACCCAAACACAAGUCCUUGUGGAAAGCUGUAUUUUCCGGCUACAAGAAAGACAAGAAGAAGAAAGAUGACAAGUCUUCUCCGAGCACACCCUCUAGCUCCACAACAGUGGACUCAGGAAAGAAGAAAGGAUCGCCUGUGGCAAGGUCCUCAGAUUUGCAUUUGAGAAGAAACCUCAGCUUUUCCGAGGACUCAGAUCUGUCCUGUGAUGAUGUUCUGGAAAGAUCCUCUCAGAAGUCGAAGGCGGAUUCUGUUUAUGUUCCUCAUGCAUUGGCGUUCAAGAGAUCAUAUGCCACGAAGAAGACAUACACUGAGGAAGAGCUAAAUGCCAAGCUCACACGUAAGGUCCAGAAGGCAGCUCGGCGUCAGGCCAAGCAGGAGGAGCUGAAGAGGCUCCACAGGGCUCAGAUCAUUCAGAGACAGCUAGAGCAGGUGGAGGAGAAACAGAGGCAGCUGGAGGAGAGGGGUGUAGCAGUGGAGAAGGCUCUGCGAGGGGAAGCAGGGUUACAUAAAGGUUCUAGUGUUAGCCCUAAACAGCGCAAGAGGCGCUCAGACUAUUGGGGAGAGUCUAAUUACAGUGAGAUCCUGGACUUGCAUCUGGGCGGAAUGGGCAAAAAGGACGACCCGAAGCUGAUGCAGGAAUGGUUUAAACUGGUGCAGGAGAAGAAUGCCUUGGUGCGCUAUGAGUCGGAGCUGAUGAUAUUUGCUCGUGAGUUGGAGUUGGAGGACAGGCAGAGUCGACUGCAGCAGGAGCUCAGAGAGCGCAUGGCAAUCGAAGACCAUUUAAAGACUGAGGCAGAGCUGACAGAGGAGAAGCGGAUCCUGAACGAGAUGUUGGAGGUGGUGGAGCAGAGGGACUCUCUGGUGGCUCUCCUGGAGGAGCAGAGACUCAGGGAGAAGGAAGAAGACAAAGACCUGGAGGCUGUCAUGCUCUCCAAGGGCUUCAACCUCAACUGGGCUUAGUAGUAGCAGCAAAUCCACUCAACAUGAUCUUCACAACACCACCAUGAGGAAUGUAAGGACUCGGUUGAGUUUGCCUGCCUCUCUCGAUGACGUUUACACAUCUUUCUGAUGUUUGCGAGUCAUCCUGGCUCGGCUCAGGGUCGGUCUCUUCACCUGUCUCUCUUUAUGCUUCAGUGGAAAUCCAGUCGAGCCUUUGUGUCUGUACAAGACAUUUUUCCAGUUUUUUUUUUUUUUGGUCUCAGAAAGGGAAUAAACAGGGACGUCUAAAAGUCAUUUCGGAAGGAACACAGCUUUUGUCGAAUGUACUGUUCAUCAGCUGUUACAGAGGAGAGAGGUCCUUGGACUCUAUAUCCAUACUUUUUUAUUUUGACUACUGACUGAAAGUAGGAACACACUAAUAGUUGAGAUGCCUUUCCUACCCACAAUGCAAUGUGGAGACAUGAUCAAUGGCAAUUUUUUUUUUGCCACAGUCUGUAUCAAUCAAAUAAUCUGGCCAGAACUGUCUAGUAAAAUAUUUAUUCAUUUGUUUUUGUUUUACAGAAAAAGCAUGCAAUGAAUUUUCUUUGCAUACUAAAAAGAAUCUCCAUGUUCCUUGUAUUUUUCAUAAGUUAUGAUCAGGAAAUGUUUUAUUUCCCCCUUAGCCACCUCAUAUCAGGACUAAAGGAUAUCUAAGAACAAGCAUAUCCUGUAUUGUAUAUAGGACAUGGCCUUUAGCUCAUAUUAAGUGGUGAUGCACUCUUAGUGGAGCUUCUCAUCUGCAGUGUCUAGUGCUGUCUCCUUGCUCUUAAGUGAUCUUAAUAUUAUUCCUGUGUAAGUUUACAAUCAGCUCUCUGAAAUGAAUUUCCAACGGCCACACUACAGUUUACAGAAACAGAGGAAUAUUGUGCAGAUAUUUUCAAUAAUGGAAAUGUACAUGGGGAAUUGCAAUAUUAAUGUUUUAAAAGAUAUCUCAGUCUAGACAGUGAGAAAGAGAGUAAUUAUACAAUCAGAUCAUUGAUAUGUGGUGGAUCAUCUUUUUAUAUUUCUAGAAUCCCUGACCUUUAUUUGAUAUCAGAUAUCAGUAGUCCGCAACGUCUCUGUUACAUUAUUUGUCUCCUGGAUUGCUGAAACCGAGCAAAUCUGCUUCUUGUCUUCAUACUGGGAUCAAGAUGAGAAACUGCAUGCACUGGCUGUGUAGCAACAUGCCUUUAUCACAUAUUACAUGUCAUAUUCACAUCCACAAUGUUUACUCACGUUUACCAAGGGUUGAUUUUUUUUUUUAUGUAUUUGUUUUUAUAAAAAAAUACAUUUGUACUACAUGUGAGCAUUCACACAUCACUAACACACAAUAUUGAUCAACAGCAAGAAAUCAUCAUAUAUUUGGCCAAACCAUUUGUAAUGCCUUUGGCCAAGCUGUAUGUCUUUUGGUCACAUACUAUAUAGGUUGAUUGUACCUAUAUUUCAGCUUGGUCACCAUUACGCUGUAUAGAUGGACACAGACUUUUGUAUGUAUGUACAAGAUAACUGUGAGUAAAAAGUUACAUGAGUGCAAGGCCUAGUUAUUUAGACUGUGUAAAUUGUUUUACAGAAUUUAUUGGUAUUUAUUAACAUGUGUGAAAAUGUAUUAUAUGUAAAGAAAAUGGAACCUAAUUUUUAAAAUUGUAUGUUGUCAAUUCUUGACGUGUAAAUGCUUUCUGGUAGCUAAUCUGCAUAUAAGACGUUGGAUGUACGUUGGAAGGUAAUAAAAAAAAAAAAAGCUUUUGUUCCUCAG
This is a messenger RNA of Pangasianodon hypophthalmus (striped catfish), 10424 nucleotides long. RefSeq names its product microtubule associated monooxygenase, calponin and LIM domain containing 3a (gene mical3a). The record is from RefSeq and is a predicted model, not a curated record. The transcript is spliced from 46 exons. NCBI's taxonomy places the organism in Eukaryota, Metazoa, Chordata, Actinopteri, Siluriformes, Pangasiidae. Gene Ontology annotation, molecular function: FAD binding; protein binding. The coding region runs from base 1487 to 8674 and encodes 2395 amino acids.